Rhagoletis zephyria (snowberry fruit fly) is the source of this 460-nucleotide messenger RNA. RefSeq lists its product as uncharacterized. The record is from RefSeq and is a predicted model, not a curated record. NCBI's taxonomy places the organism in Eukaryota, Metazoa, Arthropoda, Insecta, Diptera, Tephritidae.
AUGCGUUUAGCUGCAGCACAGGAAAUAACUCCUAACAUAGAGGAACUAACCUUAAAGGCAUUUCGGAUAACACCACGCCUUGGGAUUGCCCAGAUUAACCUCCAUCACGCGGUAGCUGCAUCUGCAGUCAUCACAAGAAAGUUCACUUCGGAGGAUCUGGGCAUAGUCUUAGUCCAAGAGCCGUGGGUGUAUAAAGGUCAGGUGAAGGGCCUGACGGAGAAGUCUAUCAAGGUAAUCUGGGAUUUAUCAUGUGAUAACCCAAGAACCUGUGUUAUGUUAAAGAAGGAGACUAAUUACUUCUGCAUUUCAGAGUUUUUAACGAGAGAUCUGGUGGCAAUCCAACUAACGGUGAAUCUCAACGGACAGGCAAGAGAAGUAGUUUUUGCUUCGGCUUACUUCGCAGGGGAUGCCGCCAUACCACCGGAGGAAGUCAGAGGACUAGUAGAGUACAGCUAGAAGC